CCCAACGCCUUCUGUAGUACCUCAAAGAAAACCUGAUGCGACCACUCCAGAUUGUUCCAAGCCGAUUCAUUUCCCAGCUGUGUUGUAGACUGAAGCUUCCAGGCUCCCCACAAAGCAAGAUUUGCCUCACCAUGGCUCGUCCAAGUUCAAAUAUGGCAGAUUUCCGGAAGUGUUUUGCAAGCGCAAAGCACAUAGCCAUCAUCUCAGGGGCUGGUGUUAGUGCGGAGAGUGGGGUUCCCACUUUCAGAGGAGCUGGAGGUUAUUGGAGAAAAUGGCAAGCUCAGGACCUAGCGACUCCUCAGGCCUUCGCCCGCAACCCGUCACAGGUGUGGGAGUUCUACCACUACCGGAGGGAGGUCAUGCGGAGCAAGGAACCCAACCCUGGACACCUGGCCAUUGCCCAGUGUGAAGCUCGGCUGCGAGACCAGGGCCGACGGGUUGUAGUCAUCACCCAGAACAUUGAUGAGCUGCACCGAAAGGCUGGCACCAAGAACCUGCUAGAAAUUCACGGAACCUUAUUUAAAACUCGGUGUACCUCGUGUGGCACUGUGGCUGAGAAUUACAAGAGUCCAAUUUGUCCAGCUUUAGCAGGAAAGGGGGCUCCAGAACCAGAAACUCAGGAUGCCAGAAUCCCAGUCGACAAACUUCCCCGGUGUGAGGAGGCAGGAUGCGGGGGCUUGCUGCGACCUCAUGUGGUGUGGUUCGGAGAAAACCUGGAUCCUGCUGUUCUGGAGGAGGUGGACAGAGAGCUCGCCCUCUGUGACCUGUGUCUAGUGGUGGGGACGUCCUCUGUGGUCUACCCAGCUGCCAUGUUUGCCCCUCAGGUGGCUUCCAGGGGAGUCCCAGUGGCUGAGUUUAACAUGGAAACCACCCCAGCCACCAACAGAUUCAGGUUUCAUUUUCCAGGACCCUGUGGGACAACUCUUCCCGAAGCCCUCGCUCCUCAUGAAACUGAAAGGGUGUCUUAAUAGUCCCUUGGACUGUGUAGCACAUAACCAGGGCACUAACAGGAGAGGAGGUUUUGUGGAUGGUGAGCUGAACUUUGGGAAAUCUAAACAUGUCCUUUGAGCCCCCAGAGGACAGUCAAUCUAUGAAGUAAUUGGGCUUCAAAACACCAACAGUAAAUGUGUUUUCUCUGGAGAGGUUGACAGACUGUCAAGUUCGUCCAUAUUAUUUGAUUUCAACAGAAAAAGGAGUAUUUUGGAUUUGCUGUUCUUGGUCAGUUACUAGGAAGAACAAUUUGUAAUUAAAUUGCUUGAGACGAAGGUAAUUAUGCUGAUUGUUUGCAUCUAGCAUCCAUUAACAUGCUAAAAGUUAAACCCUAGUAUUUCUUUUUUUUUCUUUGCACAAAUUUUUUGUGGAAAUAAAACCGUUCUUUAAGGUUGGUAACUUAUUGUAUA
Messenger RNA from Phodopus roborovskii (desert hamster), 1400 nucleotides. It is a transcript of the gene Sirt5, whose product is annotated as sirtuin 5. The transcript is spliced from 9 exons. The record is from RefSeq and is a predicted model, not a curated record. Bases 36 to 968 code for a protein of 310 amino acids. NCBI's taxonomy places the organism in Eukaryota, Metazoa, Chordata, Mammalia, Rodentia, Cricetidae. Gene Ontology annotation, molecular function: NAD+ binding; protein-malonyllysine demalonylase activity; protein-succinyllysine desuccinylase activity.